GAUUAAGCACUGAACAGCGGCCCAUUUGUCCACCGCGCGGCUAUCAUCGUAGCUGUUGACAGCGUUUCCUAGCUGCUUGGCAACCACACGUUGCGUGCAGGCGCUUACGCCUUGCGCCGCGCCCGCCUGCAAAGUUGCACCGCCCUGCACUCGAGCGAGGUUGCACUGCCAGCGCCGGGCGAGCAUGCGCCGAGGCCUAGCGCUCGCCGCCGUCGCGGCCGCGCUCGUGCCGUCGCCGCGAUGCCCCCAGCACCGCACCGCGCUCACACCACAGCGACCAAGCCGGCUCCGCAUGCUCGCGACCGAGGAACAGACCGCCCCGAGGACAAGAGAAGAAAAGGACCUAGAUGAAUGGAACACGCUCAUCACGGCCUUAGAAGCUUACAAGCAGGAGCACGGCGAUUUACGAGUUCCUACCAGAUACACGGUGCCCGAAGAUCAGCCCUCGUACCCUCAAGAAUGCCGAGGAUUGAAACUCGGCCAACGAGUGGCCUCAAUAAGAGCAACGGGCCGCUACGUCGACGACGAGACACGUAGAAGGGUUCUGGACGACAUGGGCUUUGAAUGGCGUUUACGACGACCUUCAGCAAGUCAGCAGGCGAAGCAGCCCGUCGAGCCCUUUGAUGUGUUAGUUACUGCCUUGGAAGUCUACCAGCGAGAGAACGGUGAAUCAACAGUACCUUCUACCUUCGUCGUGCCGAACGCGGACCCCUGGCCUCCCAGUUGUAGAGGGCUACCUCUAGGCGCUAGAGUCGAGGCUCUCAGGGACCCGGACCACCCCUAUUUUGAAGGACCGGAAUUAGCGGAGCGCGAAGCGAAGUUGAUAUCCUUGGGCGCGCUUAAGCCAGCGGGCGAAAGCGGCGGGCGGACCGAGCGCCAAUCCACGGCCAAGCGCUUCGAAAUCGUCUAUAGUGCAUUAGAAGCCUUCAAGCGCGUCCACGGGCAUUUGAACGUGCAGCAGACGUUCGUCGUGCCCUCUGAUGAUCAGUGGCCCGAGGACGCGUGGGCGAUGAAGCUCGGGAGUCGAGUGAACGCCAUUCGUUCUCAUGGUACCUUCCUCAAGCGCCAUCCGGAGCGACGAGCGCGGUUGCGAGAUUUGGGACUGGCAUUGAACGACGCGCCGCCGCCGGCCCCGGAAAAGCCGGGGAGCUUGUUAGACGCGGUCUUGAAAUCAUCACAAUCAAGUGGGGAAGCGGUACCCGUGCCGGCCUGGGCCGGCAUUAGUGGUGAGGCUUAUGAGGAGGACGUCGAAGAGGUCGAGGAGCCGCCGCGGCCUCGCGUUGCGUCGCUCGACGCAGACUUCCUAGAUGAGUCGCUCAUCGCCCCGGAGGAGUUGCAGCGAAGACAGAGUGAGGGGUGGCGCUUCGACGACUUCGAUGGGGGCUUCGACUUUGCAGAUGUCGUCGAUGCCCUCCGGGAGUACCAGACGAGAUUCGGCAAUCUAGACGUUCCGGUUGAUUUUGUGGUGCCCGAGGAUGAUGGGGUUGAGGAAGAAGGCGUCGAGGAGGAGGUGGAGGAUCUCGAUGCGGCUUUAGCGGCGUUUUUGUCGGCGGCGUCACCCUCAGAAGACGAAGACGCCGCUUUGUUGGGUGAUUUCCCGUCGCUCGACGAGGAGCCGUCCGAAGCUGAUCUCUUAGCUCUCGAGGAGUCGUACGUCGAGCCGUCUGCUGUAGAGAAGGAAACGCCGUGGCCCGAGCACACGCGAGGGUUGUUGUUGGGGAGAGCCGUCGAUGCUCUACGAGUGGGAGACGCUAGGGUGGAUGAUGAGCAACGACAAACCUUAGAUGAGCUUGGGUUUGAGUGGGGCGACCGGCGCAUCUCCGGUUUGUCCUGGAACGAGUUCUUAGGGUGCCUCUUCUCGUUCAGCAAGAUCAAGGGGUCGUUAAAUGUCAGGUGGGACUUUGUGGUCCCCAACGAGGACCCCUGGCCGCUACCGUUGAGGAAUGCGCCGCUGGGACGGUGGGUGAAUGAAGUCCGGGCCCAGCAGCCUGUGUUCGAGCGCCACUUCGCGGAAAGAAAAAGGUUCCUGGAUCUCAUGGGCUUCAAAUGGCUCCCGCCUUUGUUCGAGGGCGACGACGCUACGAGUGAUGAGGCGCGAGAUCAGCGGCCGCCGCCGUGUCUACGGUUGAACGACGACGAGCUCUUUCCUCUAGGGAAGAAGAAACGUGCGAAAAAGGCACCGAAGGGCCCGAAGCAGCCGCUACCGCUACCUACCGCUGGAGAUAUUGAUGUGGACUACUCCAAGUAUACCGUGAAGGUCCUCAAGGAUUUACUCAGAGAUAGGGGCUUACCCGUCAGUGGUCGGCGGAAGGCGGACUACGUCGAGCGGUUAGCUGCUGAUGAUAUCAGGUUGCAAAAGGAGGCUCCCGUUGCAGAAGAGGAGGAGGAGGAGGACCUAGAUGACGAGGAGGAGGAGGACGACGACGACGACGACGAGGACGAGCCGAUGGACGAGGAGGAGGAGCUCGACGUCGUCGGCGACCUGUCGGCGGCGCUCGGGGCCGGCGACGAGGAGGAGACGGACCCGGACGACGACCCAUAGUCCAUUAGCCUAAAAUAUACGUAGU
Pelagomonas calceolata is the source of this 2567-nucleotide messenger RNA. The record is from the annotation of a GenBank genome assembly. NCBI's taxonomy places the organism in Eukaryota, Pelagophyceae, Pelagomonadales, Pelagomonadaceae.